AUGGUAUUCGUCAGACACCGACGUCUGUGCCGCAUGAGCCGCAGCACCAGCACCAUCUGCGGUUGCUGUCGCUAUUUUAGUAUCGGAGGGACGUCGGUCCUUCGCGGCAGCAGUGGUAUUAGUAAUAGUAUUAAUAGUAGUAGCAGUAGCAGUAGUAUUAUCAUGAGUGGUAAUAGUCAUCCCACGACUAAUCUUAUUAGUAUUCGUACUAUAUCCACUGGGAUGAACCGCAGGGAAAGUCGUUGUUCGGCUGUCAAUUUCGUUCUCUCGCCUCUGCGUGCGGGGUGGCGGCGAUUCCGUGCGCAGCGUUUCUUGCGUAAGUGUGCGACUCUCACGCUUGGUGUGUUGUUGAGUUGUUGUGGGUAUCUUGUGCUUUGUGCGGUGCUGCAGUGGCGGUGGGAGGCGGGCGUGGCCUCUCUGUUCGUCCCGCACGAGGAGUUCCCGCUGGAGGAGUGGGCGCAGGUGGAGCCGACGCUGCGGGAGGGCGACGUGGUGUUGAUGAUGGGCACCGGCAGCACCAGCCGCCGCAUCACGUGGGCGCAGUUUGCGUACAGUCUCCUGCGGCCCGCGGCCCUCCGCUACUCGCACGUCGGCGUCGUGGUGGAGCCCGCGCAGUUCGAGCGCUGGCCGCUUUACCGCCCAUCAUCCUCAACCUCAUCCACAAGUACAGGCACAUCUCUGACAACAACAACAACAACAGCGGGAGGGCGCGAUGGACUGGAGUACAGUGGUCGACUGUCGACGAGCACGAUUGCGGAUAUGCUGCGGGAUGAGCGGCUGCGACUGCAGCGAAAACAGAAACGCGGCGUUGUCAUGAUGGAAGUCGUCGACAACCUCGACGUGAACGCACCGGAUGUGAACGGCAAAGUGCGGCAUGAGUGUGUGCAGUUGGUGGAGGCAAGUCAUCGGCUGUUUGGACGCGAAGGGGAGCGGUGGUGUUACAACCGCUUUGCGGUGCGGCGGCUGAAGGGAUUUGAGUGGACCCCGCAGCGAAAAGGAUUACUGCGGCAGUACGUGAAUGAGAACGUUGGCCGCCCACUAGAUAAGAGUCCACUGUUGGUGCUUAGUUUCAUUCAUCCAAAGUUGUAUGAGUGGACAGGCGCACGGCGUACUGGGCGGGAGAUUAGCUGCGCAGAAAUGAUCGUGGAUCUGUACAAGCACUGCGGUGUCAUUCAAAAGCGAAUGCGACUAGUUCCCGUAGCGAGUAACAACGAUAACCAUAACGACAAUAAUAAUAAUAAUAAUAAUAAUAAUACUAAUAAUAAUAGUAACAACAGUAGCCCCCAUACGGAGAGUGCAGAUGUUAUUGUGAAUCACGAUGGCAGUAGCGAUUAUCCCGAAUGGUACUACAGCCGGCCAAGUAUACAAACAGCACCGUGUCACUUUGCAGAGGGACUGGAAGUUGGUGUGCUGGACUUUGCAGAGGGCAUUUCACUUGGGCCGGAGGUGCGUAUGAGUCUUCCCGGUGGACUCCCGGAGACAGCAGAGUAA
Trypanosoma theileri is the source of this 1491-nucleotide messenger RNA. RefSeq lists its product as uncharacterized. The transcript has a single exon. The record is from RefSeq and is a predicted model, not a curated record. The coding region runs from base 1 to 1491 and encodes 496 amino acids. NCBI's taxonomy places the organism in Eukaryota, Euglenozoa, Kinetoplastea, Trypanosomatida, Trypanosomatidae.